UAUCAAUCCAUGACUCAGCUGACAUCGACAGUCACAUUUUCAAAUUCCCAAUCUACAACUGUUUCUGCACACACAAAUGAUUCUACAAUGGAAUCAACCACACAAAUAUCUACCACGCAAACAAAAAACUACCAAAACCCCAUCACAACUAACAAUAUCACUAGAUGCUCAGGUACCUACAUCCACAAAGCAACCAACAACAGUAACAUCACCAUCUGCUGUAUCCCAUACCAGUCCAGUUUCAGCAUCUACAACUGUGUCAACCACACCCCAGCUUACCACUCUUACACAAGAACAACCUACAACUAAAAACUCUCUUUCAGCAUCUGCAAUAUCAACUUCUAACUCAAUUGCCGCUUCAGCAGAUAAUACCCCAGGGGCAUCAGCAGAACCUACCACACCAAAAGCUUUCUCAGCACCUGACACAACAACGACUUCAACACAGCCAACAACAGCCUCAGUUACUACAAGCAUAGCUGUAUCUUCAGGAGAAACAAGUAAAGCAAUUUCUGUGACCUCUUCAGAAACACCUGUAAUGACUACAUCUUCCUUAGGAACAUCCGUCACGUCAUCAAAUUCCUCUGCAGCAUACACAGCUCAUCUUCAACCCACAUCAUCCCUAGCUCAUGAAUCAUCCCAAUAUAUGCCGACUUCAGCCGGUACAGUUUCUCUACAACCUACAACACUGACCCAGGCAGCCCCCCAGGAUUCCUCCACUAGCAAUACCAUUACAUCAUCCACAGGUGCAGCAUCAUCUGCAAUGAGAACUGUGCCAUAUCAAUCUAUGACUCAACUGACAUCGACAGUCCCCAUUUCAAAAUCACAGUCUACAACAACUGUGUCUGCACACACAAAUGAUUCUCCAAUGGACUCAACCACACAACUAUCUACCACCCAAACAAAAACGUCUCAAAUCCCAUCACAACUAACAACACCACUAGGCACUGCUCAUGUAACAGGUUCUUCUGAAAGCACAAACACAAAUCUACCAGUAUCCUCUACAACACCACUCCCAUUAACAGCAUCUACUGCAGUUGAUGUUAUAAUAGAUUCACCAAGUGCAUCUGUGCCCACAUCCACAAAGCAAACAACUACAUUAACACCAACACCUGCUGUAUCCCAUACCACUCCAGAAUCAGCAUCUACAACUGUGUCAACCGCACCCCAGCUUACCACUCUUACACAAGAACAACCUACAACUAAAAAAUCUCUUUCAACAUCUGCAAUAUCAUCCUCUAAUUCAAAUGCCCUUGUGGCAGAUAAUACCCCAGGGGCAUCAGCAGAACUUACCACGCCAAAAGUUUUGUCAUCACCUGACACAACAACUACUUCAACACAACCAACCACAGCCUCAGUUACUACAAGCGCAGCUGUAGAAGAAACAAGUAAAGCAAUUUCUGUGACCUCGUCAGAAACACCUGUAAUAUCUACAUCUUCCUUAGGAACAUCUGUCACAUCAUCAAAUUCCUCUUCAUCCUACACAGCUCAUCUUCAAACCACAUCAUCCUUAGCUCAUGAAUCAUCCCAAUAUAUGCCGACUUCAGCCGAUACGGUUUCUCUACAACCUACAACACUGACCCAGGCAGCCCCCCAGGAUUCCUCCACUGGCAAUACCAUUACAUCAUCCACAGGUGCAGCAUCAUCUGCAGUGACAACUGUGCCAUAUCAAUCCAUGACUCAGCUGACAUCGACAGUCACAUUUUCAAAUUCCCAAUCUACAACUGUUUCUGCACACACAAAUGAUUCUCCAAUGGACUCAACCACACAAAUAUCUACCACGCAAACAAAAACUACCAAAACCCCAUCACAACUAACAACAUCACUAGAUGCUAAGGUACCUACAUCCACAAAGCAACCAACAACAGUAACAUCACCAUCUGCUGUAUCACAUGUCACUCCAGCUUCAGCAUCUACAACUGUGUCAACCGCACCCCAGGUUACCUCUCUUACACAAGAACAACCUACUUCAAUACUAACCCAGGCAGCCCCCCAGGAUUCCUCCACUGGCAAUACCAUUACAUCAUCCACAGCAAACAACUCCAGCUUCAGCAUCUACAACUGUGUCAACCACACCCCAGGUUACCUCUCUUACACAAGAACAACCUACUUCAAUUCUAACUCAAUUGCUAACCUGACAGGCAGCCCCCAGGAUUCCUCCACUGGCAAUACCAUUUCACCCAUCAUCCACAUGAAUCAUCCCAAUAUAUGUUCAGCAGUUUCAUCAUCUGCCCAGGCAGCCCCCCAGGAUUCCUCCACUAACCAUUACAUCAUCCACAGGUGCAGCAUCAUCUGCAAUGAGAACUGUCCAAUCUAUGACUCAACUGACAUCGACCGUCCCAUUUUCAAAAUCCCAGUCUACAACAACUGUGUCUGCACACACAAAUGA
Molecule: messenger RNA, 2386 nt
Organism: Alosa alosa (allis shad)
Lineage: Eukaryota; Metazoa; Chordata; Actinopteri; Clupeiformes; Clupeidae
Product: mucin-5AC-like
Exons: 2
Coding region: 77-2386 (769 amino acids)
Source: RefSeq, a predicted model, not a curated record